CGGCCGUUACCCCAGGCUUCUUUAAAUAUCAGCAACAAACUGUAUGCCUCAUUUUCCAAUUUACCGUCAUUUUCUCCAUUUCGAUUCCUGCUCCUCUUGGUUCUUCCUGUGAGACAAGAAGAUGGGGCUUUCGUUUACGAAGCUGUUCAGUCGGCUUUUUGCCAAGAAGGAGAUGAGAAUACUCAUGGUAGGUCUCGAUGCGGCUGGUAAGACCACCAUUUUGUAUAAGCUCAAGCUCGGAGAGAUCGUCACGACUAUUCCUACUAUCGGGUUUAAUGUGGAAACCGUUGAAUAUAAGAACAUUAGCUUCACUGUGUGGGAUGUCGGAGGCCAGGACAAGAUUCGUCCUUUAUGGAGACAUUACUUUCAGAACACACAAGGACUGAUUUUUGUGGUUGACAGUAAUGAUCGUGACCGUGUAGUUGAGGCUCGAGAUGAGCUGCACCGCAUGUUGAAUGAGGAUGAAUUGAGGGAUGCUGUGCUGCUUGUAUUCGCUAACAAGCAAGAUCUUCCCAAUGCCAUGAAUGCUGCUGAAAUUACUGAUAAGCUAGGCCUCCACUCACUUCGUCAACGCCAUUGGUAUAUCCAGAGCACAUGUGCCACUUCUGGUGAAGGUCUUUACGAAGGGCUUGACUGGCUCUCCAACAAUAUUGCUAACAAGGCAUAAGACAUGGGUUGAUAUCUACAAGUUUUUUGCUUGCAUUUUUUAUUUGGUGUCUGGAUUUCUUAUCCUGUAACUGCUGAGAGGAUGUAUUUGUCUUAGAUAUUGCUUUUGUAAUAUAAAUUGGCAAAUUUCUUUUGUAGAUGUUAAAUAAUUCAUUAUUUACUUUUCA
Mercurialis annua (annual mercury) is the source of this 833-nucleotide messenger RNA. Its product is annotated as ADP-ribosylation factor. NCBI's taxonomy places the organism in Eukaryota, Viridiplantae, Streptophyta, Magnoliopsida, Malpighiales, Euphorbiaceae. The coding region runs from base 122 to 667 and encodes 181 amino acids. Gene Ontology annotation, molecular function: GTP binding; GTPase activity. The record is from RefSeq and is a predicted model, not a curated record. Gene Ontology annotation, cellular component: cytoplasm. Gene Ontology annotation, biological process: vesicle-mediated transport; intracellular protein transport. The transcript is spliced from 7 exons.